AUGGACGGGAAGUCUCAAGUGCGGGCUAGCGAAGCUGUGAGACGACGCGGCUUCGUCGUGACUGAACCCAUCGUGGAGGGGAAGAAGGUCAAGGCAGAGAUUGUGCGCAUCCUGCAACGCAAUCAAAUCAAGCAUUUCCAUCAGGUCGGGGUCUGGCCCGAGGCCUUCAAGUCCACAGUCUACAUCGACAACUCUUUCGCUGCGCAGAAGAAGAGGUAUCGACUCACGAACGAAAGCGACCGCGGUGUUGUGCACGGUGAAAAAUACUUCUUUAUGGAUGGGGACGACUGCCGGCCGGUGAUGAAGAAUAAGAACCGAGAUUUUAUUGACGGCGUGACUUCAUCAUUUGAUGAGUUAAGACUUGACGUUGGCCACCACAUUGAACCCAACUAUAAUAAAAAGGCCGUCACUUAUGUGAUCACUUCGGAAGUAGAUAAUAAUGGCGAUGAAGAAAACAGUGACGAUGAAGAAAACAGCGAUGAUGAAGAAAACAGUGACGAUGAAGAAAACAGCGAUGAUGAAGAAAACAGUGACGAUGAAGAAAGCGAAGACGAUACAAGAGAAGAAUACUCAAAUAUAAAUGCUUCCUAUUCCACGAACGUUAAUACAUUAACAGUUUUAGAGAUGAUCAAUGUCCCUUUGGAGGUUGUUGAUGCCGUCUACCUUGUCUGUUCUUGCGAAGAGUUUUGUGUCGUCUGCAAACAUUCUUACGUUGCUACGUACGCCAUCUGGAAGAUCGUUAAUGAACAUUACGAACAAAAUUGGUCCCAACACAGACCCCUGGGGAAUCCCGCUCGUUACAUCGGCUUCCUGUGA
Hyalella azteca is the source of this 816-nucleotide messenger RNA. RefSeq names its product flap endonuclease 1-like. NCBI's taxonomy places the organism in Eukaryota, Metazoa, Arthropoda, Malacostraca, Amphipoda, Hyalellidae. The record is from RefSeq and is a predicted model, not a curated record. Gene Ontology annotation, molecular function: zinc ion binding. The transcript is spliced from 3 exons. Bases 1 to 816 code for a protein of 271 amino acids.